This is a messenger RNA of Rhododendron vialii, 2300 nucleotides long. RefSeq names its product probable polyamine oxidase 5. Bases 360 to 1982 code for a protein of 540 amino acids. The record is from RefSeq and is a predicted model, not a curated record. Lineage: Eukaryota; Viridiplantae; Streptophyta; Magnoliopsida; Ericales; Ericaceae. Gene Ontology annotation, molecular function: polyamine oxidase activity. The transcript has a single exon.
UUGCCUUCGUUGGAGAUGCUCUAAGAGGGAAGACUGGGUGAGGAGGGUAUGGGAGUUGUGAUCAUAUGAGGAUUGAAGCUAUCCUACAAGUACAAGCUAGUAGAGAGAUUUUCAAGAAAAAGUAGAACCAUGUCUUUAUUAGCGAUAUAAACAAUGUACGUAAAAGAAAGAGAGAGAGUGUCCCCCUCAAGCUUUAAUCACCAAACACUCCUUAUUUAUAUUCCUCUUCAGUAACUCAUCCUCACCUCUCCCACAGUUUAGUGUUCUCUAUUCUCAAAGUCCCACUUAAUAUUGCCUAUCACAUGUUUGUGUACUUGUCCCCCUGAAAGAAAACUAGUGACAAGUUCUAGCUAGCAACAAUGGUGGUCAAGAAGCCAAGAAUUGUGAUCAUUGGGGCAGGAAUGGCUGGCCUCACGGCUGCCAACACGCUCUGCACAUCCCCCGGCUCGACGGAAUCGUUCGAAGUUUGUGUAGUAGAAGGUGGAAACAGGAUUGGUGGGAGGAUUAACACCUCAGAGUUCUGUGGUGACAGAAUUGAGAUGGGUGCAACUUGGAUCCAUGGCAUUGGGGGUAGCCCAAUUCACAAAAUUGCUCAAGAAAUCAAUUCACUGGAGUCUGAGCAGCCCUGGGAGUGUAUGGAUGGGUUCUUGGAUGAUCCAGCGACAAUUGCUGAAAAUGGGUAUGAACUCAAUCCCUCUAUUGUUGAGCCUGUGACUAGUUUUUUCAAUAAACUAAUGGAUUUUGCUAAGGGGGUUGAAGAAGGCUUAAGCAAAGAAGACAUUGACUUUUUUGAUAAUAUCACAAGAGAAAGUCCUCUUGGAAAGCUCAGUGUUGGGUCUUUUCUUAGAAAAGGGCUAGAUGCUUAUUGGGGUUCAAAGAAAGGCCAAGAGGAGCUCAAAGGGUACGGGAAUUGGACUCGAAAAUCGCUUGAAGGGGCCAUUUUUGCAAUCCAUGAGAAUACCCAAAGGACUUAUACAUCAGCUGGCGACUUGCAAACACUUGAUUACAAUGCAGAAAGCGAGUACCGGAUGUUUCCUGGUGAAGAAAUCACCAUUGCAAAGGGUUAUAUGAGCAUAAUUAAUUUCAUUGCUUCUGUUUUGCCCUCCGGUUCAAUCCAAUUAGGCCGAAAAGUUGCAAAAAUCGAAUGGCAGCCCGAGAGUCAUCAUGAGUUGGAGAGUGAAAAUGGGCAUGAUUCUAGGCCUGUGAAGCUGCAUUUUUCGGAUGGAUCCAUUAUGUGGGCAGAUCAUGUCAUUGUUACAGUCUCAUUGGGGGUGCUCAAAUCCGGAAUACAAGAAAAUUCAGGUAUGUUUGAUCCUCAACUUCCUAAUUUCAAGAAAGAGGCAAUUUCAAGACUUGGGUAUGGUGUUGUCAACAAGUUGUUUUUACAAUUGAGUCCAAACCAUGAUAGGAUUCCAUAUUUGCAAAUGGCGUUUCAUCGACCGGAAUCCGAAUUUAGGAACCAGAAAAUCCCUUGGUGGAUAAGAAAGACAGCUUAUAUGUGUCCAAUCUAUGGGAAUUCAAGUGUCCUAAUAUCUUGGUUUGCUGGGAAAGAAGCUCUUGAGCUUGAGUCUCUCGAUGAUGAAGAGGUUAUAAGUGGGGUCUCAACAACAAUAUCUAGCUUUUUAUCAUAUUCACAGAACAAUGGGAAGAACUCCAAUUCCCAUGGGAAUUUGGAUUCUGUGGAGAGCUCUAGUGGAAGAGAAUUAAAAUUCACCAAGUGUUUGAAGAGCAAAUGGGCAAAUGAUCCACUGUUCUUGGGAUCCUAUAGCUAUGUUGCAGUGGGAUCCAGUGGUGAAGAUUUGGACACAAUGGCUAUGCCAUUGCCCAAACAUACCAAUUUUGGGUCAAAUUCUCCACUCCAAAUCCUGUUUGCAGGGGAGGCAACACAUAGAACCCAUUAUUCCACCACCCAUGGAGCCUAUUUUAGUGGUAUUAGAGAAGCUAAUAGGCUUCUUCAGCAUUAUAACUGCAAUGGGGUAUGAGAGUUUCUUGUUUCUUCUUUAACUCCUUUUUCUCAUAUUCAUGAAAUUGCCAAUCUUGGUUAUUCUCUCUUUGUGAUGUGGUUGGAGUGAGAGAAAAGAGGAAUAAAAAAGGAGGGAGUAAGAGAAAGAAAGAGAGAUGGUGACAUUAGUUAAAGAAGCUUCUUUUGAAUUUGCUAUGGUAUAUGAGUUUUGAGCUGCUUCUUUUUUUAAUUUAAUUUGAUGAUGUCUUGAUCUUUGAAAGCAAGCUAGCUGACUUUAUGAUGUUGGCAUUGAAUAUUUGUAUGAUAAAGUAGAGAUAAAAGAAAGCAUUUGAUCUCA